CCUCAAUCUCACGGCUGCCCCGCUUACUGUUUGUUCAUCGGAGUUUUUGUUUGUAAUUCUUCUUCUUCCAUUCCAUUCCAUGUCAGGCUGAGCUGUUCAUGUCUAUCUCCUUCUGCGGCAAUACAAAUCAGCACGACAUACACUCAUACGGUUAAUUAGUGUAGUACUGGGAAGCAGUAGCUGAAGUUCGUUUGUGGGAUCAUAUGCUUAAGCUGAAGGCUCUGCAAAGAUUUUCCCGGCCCUUCACAUCAUUUAACCAUGCCUGUCUCCUGGUGAAGCCGAAUAUGGAGGAAGCAUUUGGCUUUCGCAGUCUCCCGAGCAGUGGAGCUGGUGGCUUCGGCAGGUUUUCUUCGAGUGCUUGUGUUGCCACAGAAGAUGAGAUGAGCGGUGGAGAUUUUUGCCGGAGGACUCUUUGUUAUCCUCGAACAGAUAACGUACAAGAAUAUACUGAAGAGGCAUCCCUGUGGAGAAGAGAGAAGAGGAACAUGAAACAGGGAGGAGGAAGUUUGUCUCCUCGAGGACUUGAAAGGCUGAGUUGGAAGGAGAAUGUUGCCUAUAAUUUUUGUGAUGGUCGGUCGUUCUCAACUCGUCAUUUUAGCACAACUUGCAGUACUAAGAGACCAGGUGAUUCUAAUAAGGUGGAUCAGUUUUUGACAAUUCUUCCAGAAUAUGUGAAGAUUGUAGAAGUUGGUCCAAGGGAUGGACUGCAAAAUGAGAAGGACAUCGUUCCUACUUCUGUUAAGAUUGAGUUGAUAAGAAUGCUAGUCUCUUCCGGUCUGCCAGUAGUUGAGGCCACAAGUUUUGUCUCUCCAAAAUGGGUACCACAGCUUGGAGAUGCCAAAGAUGUAAUGGAAGCCAUUCGAAACAUUGAAGGGACAAGGUUUCCUGUCUUGACUCCUAAUCUCAAAGGUUUUGAAGCAGCUGUUGCAGCAGGGGCCAAGGAAGUUGCAGUCUUUGCUGCUGCUUCUGAGUCUUUUUCAAAAUCAAAUAUCAAUUGCACCAUCGAAGAUAGUCUCAAGCGGUAUUAUGAAGUUGCUCUGGCAGCUCAGAAACUAUCGAUUCCAGUUCGUGGAUAUAUAUCCUGUGUUGUUGGGUGUCCGGUGGAAGGAAUGGUACCGCCGUCAAAAGUAGCAUAUGUGGCAAAAGAGCUUGAUGCGAUGGGCUGCUCCGAGAUUUCCCUUGGUGAUACAAUUGGUGUUGGUACUCCUGGUACAGUAGUUCCUAUGCUAGAAGCAGUCAUGGAAAUUGUGCCUGUCAAUAAGCUCGCUGUCCAUUUUCAUGACACUUAUGGACAAGCCCUUUCCAAUAUUUUAGUCUCUCUUCAGAUGGGGAUUUCCACUGUGGAUUCAUCUGUCGCGGGUCUUGGGGGCUGUCCUUAUGCUAAGGGCGCUUCAGGGAAUGUAGCUACCGAGGACGUUGUAUACAUGUUGAAUGGGCUCGGAAUAAAGACCAACGUGGGCCUCAAGCAGCUCAUGCAGGCUGGGGACUUCAUAUGCCAGCACCUGGGCCGCCGCUCAGGGUCGAAAACUGCAGUUGCCCUGAGUAGAAGUACUGCUCAUUCGUCCAAGCUUUAAUAAGUUCGGUGAGUUGAGUGAUCAUUCUUGCUCAACCUUGUCAAGCUGGCUUCACCCAAUGCCCCUACAUAAGUUGGAUUUCCCCGGUUCGAAUGAGCUCCCAAAAAAGUAAUAACUCUUGUACGUAUAAUUUCUCUUUGGUGGGGAGGAAAGAGUCCAUUGUAUAAACUAGAGAGCCUUGAUGGCUGAUGAUAUUCACUAAAUUGAUGACAAUCCGAACAGAAAAGAAUUUAUGUUGGACUAGUCUGUAUAUCUAGGCUAUUCAUCGAUUGUCUUAUCAUUCUGUCGAAUUGCAUAAGAUCACGAGCCGAGUGUUGAAGUCACGGAUCCUAAUUUUAAGGGCUUUGUCUAUUUCUCGAA
This is a messenger RNA of Punica granatum (pomegranate), 1934 nucleotides long. NCBI's taxonomy places the organism in Eukaryota, Viridiplantae, Streptophyta, Magnoliopsida, Myrtales, Lythraceae. The record is from RefSeq and is a predicted model, not a curated record.